Acinonyx jubatus (cheetah) is the source of this 1032-nucleotide messenger RNA. It is a transcript of the gene VPS28, whose product is annotated as VPS28 subunit of ESCRT-I. Gene Ontology annotation, cellular component: ESCRT I complex. The coding region runs from base 172 to 837 and encodes 221 amino acids. The transcript has 10 exons. NCBI's taxonomy places the organism in Eukaryota, Metazoa, Chordata, Mammalia, Carnivora, Felidae. The record is from RefSeq and is a predicted model, not a curated record. Gene Ontology annotation, molecular function: protein-containing complex binding. Gene Ontology annotation, biological process: protein transport to vacuole involved in ubiquitin-dependent protein catabolic process via the multivesicular body sorting pathway.
GGGGCAGACCUUGGUGAUCGAGCGUAGAUUGAGGGAGCUAGGGGUAAAUGCGUGCGCAGGCGCAAACGUCAAAGAGAGCGCCGAGCGGUCGAUUGGGAGCGCGGCACCGCGGGUCCCCCCGACCGGCAAAGCGAGCGCAGGUCUCUGCUGUGGCCACCUGAGCCCUACAAGAUGUUUCACGGGAUCCCAGCCACUCCAGGCAUGGGAGCCCCUGGAAACAAGCCGGAGUUAUAUGAGGAGGUGAAGCUGUACAAGAACGCCCGGGAACGGGAGAAAUAUGACAACAUGGCGGAGCUGUUUGCGGUUGUGAAGACAAUGCAGGCUCUGGAGAAGGCAUACAUCAAGGACUGCGUCACCCCCAACGAGUACACUGCAGCCUGUUCUCGGCUCCUGGUCCAGUACAAAGCCGCCUUCCGGCAGGUUCAGGGCGCAGAAAUCAGCUCCAUUGAUGAAUUCUGCCGCAAGUUCCGUCUGGACUGCCCACUCGCCAUGGAGAGGAUCAAAGAGGACCGUCCUAUCACCAUCAAAGAUGACAAGGGCAACCUGAACCGCUGCAUUGCAGAUGUGGUCUCGCUCUUCAUCACGGUUAUGGACAAACUGCGCCUGGAGAUCCGUGCCAUGGAUGAGAUCCAGCCUGAUCUGCGGGAGCUGAUGGAGACCAUGCACCGCAUGAGCCACCUGCCCCCCGACUUCGAGGGCCGCCAGACCGUCAGCCAGUGGCUGCAGACCCUGAGCGGCAUGUCGGCCUCUGAUGAGCUAGAUGACUCCCAGGUGCGCCAGAUGCUCUUUGACCUGGAGUCGGCCUACAACGCCUUCAACCGCUUCCUGCAUGCCUGAGGCCCCUGUCCCGGGGUCUGGGGAGGAAGGCUCUCCGGUGGGCCCGGUGGAGGGGCUGCAGCUGCGCUCCACGCUCGACCCCUGGAUGGUCUGCAUGCGCCUUGCUGCUCAUAGCAGCUCCUCCGUCUGUGUGUCUGUCCACCCCAGAGCUCUCUCCCUGCCCUCCCCACAAUAAAGAUGCUUUCUCACCCCCCA